UCCAUAACCCGCUCAAUAGUGUAGUACUCACUUCUCGUGUCUGACUGUUUUGUUCAUGUUUCCAAUUAAUUAGUUAUUUAUUCGUUACAAUUUUAAUGUUGUCUCAUAAUAAGGAAAAUUCAAAAUGAUAUGUAAUCUCUAUUAGGACCUCGUAUUGGGUAAUAGUCAUCACAACGUACAUAUGUGAAAUGAUUUUCCUGUCACAAAAUAACUAGCCUGCUUCAUAAUCAAUACAUAGCAACAAGAACGAAGAUACCGAAAUUUAACAGAAAGUCGGUAAGAUGGAUAACAAUUUAUCCUUGAAGAAGCUAUUUUCUUCGUACCAAAAAUGGGUUAUUAAGAAUCCCAGUCUUGUAACUGAUGUAGAAACUGUAGCGACUUGGUCUUCGUAUUUUAUAGCUGGGAAAAUAAACAAAUCACCAAUUGUUUCUGAACUCGUGUACGCAUUAUCGAAACUGUUAUCAUUAUUCAAUGACAAAAUCAUAAAAGAUGCUUACGGCAAUGAUGUACCCCAUUACAGUUUACAAGAACAAAUAAAAUUAUGGUUGACAAUUACUCAUUAUUGUGAAGUAUUUGUUGAACUAGUUGUGAGGCAUAAAUGGGGAACAAGAGGUAAAUGGACAGCCGCCACAAUUUUACAAUUAUUCAAGUGCUCCUCAGCUUUAGUGUUGCUGUACAGAUUCAAAGAAAUCACAAUACAGCAUCCUCCAAUACCAGCCUUACAAAGGAAGAAAAAAGUAGCUGAGGCUAUGGAUUCUGAAGACAAUUCAAAUGAAUUUUUCACAUUGAAGAGAUCGGGCAGAGUGAUUCGACGUGUAGAAGGUGCCCCACCUGUUGGAUUACGGGAUUGGCAGCCAAUUAAGAUAAAAGAUGAAAGUGUACAUUCCAUAAUGCAAAUAAAAGAUUUGAAAAAUGCUGAAUUGUUACAUGUAUUGAAACCAAUAAUACAUCUGGCUGCAAUGAAAGUUUUUGGUACCAAGUCUUGGAAACAAUGGCUGUUAGCCUUAGGCUUGGAUAUUGCCAGUUUCAGACUGUACAAUCGGCACAUGGAGGAGUUAAACUAUGACCAAAGGUUAGAAAUAAGCCGUAGAAAGCUCAGUCUUGUACUUUACUUGUUGAGAAGUCCAAUGUACAAUGGGUAUUCUAAAAAUGUCAUUGAAAACAUCUUAAAAUCAACAUCAAACACAAUUCCAGCAAUGUCCUUUGUUUGCGGACCGAUCUUACAAUAUUUGAACCAUUGGCAAGAUAUUUACUUCUAUAUGUGGGCUAUGUAGAAGAAUGGUUUAUAUAACUUAAUAAUUUAAAAAUGUGUUUGUUUUCAUGUUUUAUUUUUGGGUUUAUAACUAGAUUUAUUUUUUUUUAUGUAUGAAAAGCUAAAUUUAUAAAUAGGCAUAAGCUCAUAACUGGUUAUACAUUUCUAUCAAUGAAUAUCAGUGCUAAUAUUUACAAGAAAGUUUGUAUAAAAUCUUUAUAUUCUAUACCUUAUGUAUAUUAUCUAUAGUUGUUGUGAUUUACUGGUGUAACAUUUUUCUUUUUAUAUAAGUUUUAUUGUGUUUCGUUUACUGUAUUGCCAGUUGUCAUGGGAUUGGUAAGUAGUGAUUAAGAGAACUUUCAAUCGGAUGGAUUCGGGGGAUAAAUAAAAUCGACUUUGCAAUUU
Molecule: messenger RNA, 1657 nt
Organism: Zerene cesonia (dogface butterfly)
Lineage: Eukaryota; Metazoa; Arthropoda; Insecta; Lepidoptera; Pieridae
Gene: Pex16
Product: peroxisomal membrane protein PEX16
Exons: 1
Coding region: 282-1274 (330 amino acids)
Biological process (GO): peroxisome organization
Cellular component (GO): peroxisomal membrane
Source: RefSeq, a predicted model, not a curated record